Messenger RNA from Contarinia nasturtii (swede midge), 1995 nucleotides. RefSeq names its product myosin-13 (gene Cnb). The transcript is spliced from 7 exons. The record is from RefSeq and is a predicted model, not a curated record. Lineage: Eukaryota; Metazoa; Arthropoda; Insecta; Diptera; Cecidomyiidae. The coding region runs from base 103 to 1752 and encodes 549 amino acids. Gene Ontology annotation, biological process: centriole replication; mitotic cytokinetic process; centrosome separation. Gene Ontology annotation, cellular component: centrosome; centriole.
AAUUUAAUUUAUUUCAACUUCCAGUCUCUAUUUUUUUCUCUCUUUAUUGGAAAAACAAACAUGUUUUAAAUUCAAUUCUUUCUUUGUAUGGUUUAAUUUGUAAUGAGUGAUUCGGACGAUACUGAUAUUUUGCUAUUAAUUCCACCGAAUUUCUUUUUAACGGAAACACAUCUAAAUGAAUCAACCAGCUACGAUAUGUUUCGUACAAAUUUAGAGCAACGAACUGUUAAAUCAACGGUGUCACCAAGGCACAAUGAAAAAACAACAAAUCAAUCAAACAAUUGUUUAUUAUCGCAAAGUAAAGAUUUGUUUAUGUCACCAUCACAGUUGAAAUAUCGUCCAUACACUGAACCAGAUCCAACCAUAAAUAUGUCACAUUUGCAUCGAUCAUUCGAACGAAUAAAUUGCAUUGGAUCGAAUGAAUAUGUUGAUGCUGAUUUGUGUCGACCGCCAAAUCGACGAUCAAGUUCACCACUUCGAAAAUUAAAUUAUUCACAUGUACAUCGAGACUAUGGUAAAGAAAGGAUUGGAGAUUUAAGUAGUAAAAAGAUGUCCGAUUGGAAAUUUGGUGUGGAUGAACCAAGACAACAUGACGAUCUUAUCAGUUUAACCAAUGUUUGGAACAAUAAUCUUGACUUUCGAAGUACAACACAUCAGUCCACCGAAUUUGAAGAAGAAAAACUGAGACGCAGACAAUGCGAACGCAAUAUUUCUUUACUGCAAUCACAAUUGAAUCAAUAUCAAAAUAAAUUUACCGACGUUAUUAAAAUUGAUCAAGCUAAAAAUGAUACGCUCGCCAAACUUCAUGAUACAAACUCAAGUUUAAUAGCCAAUAUAAGCGAAUUGGAGAAACAAAUUUCCGAGAUGGAAUUGCGUUAUCAUCGAGAGAAGGAACAGCUAACCACUGAAAAUGGUGAUUUAAAAACCAAAGUCGAUCAUUUAAAGCAGCAAAAUUUGGAACUCGAUCGAAAGAUUAGCACAAUACUCAAAUCAACAAAUGAAGUGAGAGAUAUUCAUCGAGAUCAAAUGAAUGAAAUGGAAAUAAGAUUAUCAAAUUCAAAACAAAGCGAAUCAAUUUUAAUUGAUGAAAUAUCAAAGCUGAAAAAUGAUUAUAUCACUCAAACAGCCAAGCAUGAAGCAGAACAGGCACGAUCACAACAAUUGAUUGAUGAUCAAGCUAUAAAAUUGGAGCAGCUAGAACAAAAAGUAGCAGAUCUAAGAGAAAACAAUACAAAUCUUCAAACCAAAGAAUCCAAAUUUCUUGAAGAAAUGGAAUCACAGCGGGCAGCAUUAAAAGUUUUUUACCAGACACAAUUGGACGACUUGGUACGUGCAAAAGUCGAUGAAUACCAAAAACAAUUCGAUUCAAUGGAAAAAUCAAUUCGAAGGGAAACCAAACAAAAUGAACGGGUCAUAGCAGAAAAAGCGCUCAAACAAAUUGAACUAAUAACACAAAAAAACGAACAGGAGUUUUUAUUAUUGGAAGAAAAACACCGCGAAGAGAUGGAACUGUGUAAAAUUCGUCUGGGCAAUGCUACAAAAAUUAUAGCACAAUUGGAACAAGAGCUAAGCGUUUAUCGAGCUAAAAGGAGUGAUAUAGCCGAACGUUUACAUAAUGUAAUCGAAACACAAUGGCAAAAAACACUAGAAAUUCUGACAACAAAUGAUGCAUCGAAAGAAUCAAAUAAAUUUUCAUCAAAUCGUAUAGUAAAUGAUUUAGAAAAAUGCGAGAAAAAUAAUUGCUCCAGUUGAUUAAUGGAAAAUGCAAAGAAGAAAAUCACAAAACCAAUUCAAUUUAAAUGCACAUUUUAUUAGUUCAUGUACAAGUUUGUUUUCUUCAUUGUCGAAACAAAGCAUAUUUUUCCUUUGUAAAUGUUUGAUGUGCAUUACACGACUUUAAAUAAUUUAUCGUUCGAUUUUUUUUAUUGCAAAUCGCAUAAUGAUUACUGUAUACAGUAAAAUAGGGAAUACAAAGAAUAAAAUAAACGAAAACGU